Cokeromyces recurvatus is the source of this 888-nucleotide messenger RNA. RefSeq lists its product as uncharacterized. The record is from RefSeq and is a predicted model, not a curated record. The transcript is spliced from 5 exons. The annotation marks the transcript as partial. NCBI's taxonomy places the organism in Eukaryota, Fungi, Mucoromycota, Mucoromycetes, Mucorales, Mucoraceae.
CCUUUGCUGAGCCUAUACAACAACCAUUUAAUAAUCCAUAUCAACAACAAACUACUUUUAAUCAUUUUAACCUUCAAGCACAAAUGACAGGUGCACCAUUCCAAACUCAGUUUACAGGAAAUCCAUUUGGACAACAAACACAAAAUAAUCCUCUUUUCAGUGGUACACCAAAUACUACUCCUCAGAUCAUGCAGACAUCAUCAUCUUCACCUUCUGCUGUAUCUAAUAUGACAGAUAAUUCACAUUAUUCAAAAUUAAAUAAUAUGCUUCAAAAUAGAGAUGAUGGAAUGGACACCUUUGGUAACACUGGAAAUUUACGUAUUCCUUUUGGUACAGGAUUUGCAAGCACUUUACUUCCUCAACAACAAACGAGUCAUGAUACAAGUUCAUUUUCUCAAUCAUUUGGACAACAAGUAAGUCGUAAUCCAUUUGGACAAGCCAAUGUGAAUACAAAUACAAAUACAACAGAGACAAGUAGACAAGGACAAAAAAGUCUAUUAGAAAUGAUGCAAGAACAAAAAUUACUUCAAGCACAAAUGACAGGUUAUCAGCAGCAGCCUUCAAUGACAGGAUAUCAACAACCUCAAAUGACAGGUAUCCAACAAGGACUAACCUCUUCUUCUCCUUUUAACCAACCACGACAACAGCAACCACCCUCAACUUCCUUCUUUUAAAAAAAAAAAAAAUCUGUGGGAAUUUGUAAUUGUAACCUAUUUGUAACUGAGUUUAUUAUCCUACAACAAACAUACUUCUUGUUUAUAAAGAUGCAAACAAUAAAAGAAAACUUUAUUAUCACUAUCCAUAUCACUACUAACCCCAUUAAUGUAAUAUAAUCUAAAAAAGAGAAUAAAGAAAAAAGGAAAAAAAAAAAAGGAAAAAGAAAAAAAA